GGUGACUUCUAUCAUAAUUGUGACGUACUCUUAUUGCAAAAGGGAGAACUCGUCUUAUCACGUAGACCAACCGAACAAGAAAAAAAGUUUCUGAAAUAUUCUGAUUAUGGUCCUUGUCCCAAAUGUCUAGGUUUCAUGAAGAAACGGCAUCUAUGGCACCAUCUUAAAUAUUCAUGUGUCUGCAUGAAGGACAAAAAUAUUUUGAAAUCGUUGAAAACAUCACGGCAACCAGCUGCUGAGAGUACUUCCCUACUGAAUGGAAUCUAUGGGCAAAACCUAACACAAGAUUUUCGUUCUAAUAUUUUGAACAAGCUGCGAAAUGAUGACAUAUCUGAAAUAUGUCGCAAAGAUGAUCUCAUUCUACGAUAUGGAGCAUUUCUCUAUGAAAAAUAUGGUAGCACUCAGAGAGAACUAAUAAGACAAUCUAUGCGGCAACUUGGGAGGUUAACAAUAGAGCACACUAAGGGAAAUACGAAUGUAAACAAGUUAAUUGACGCUCUCACUCCUGAAAUGUUUGAUGCUGUUGUCUCAGCGACAAAGUCUCUCUGUUCAACAUCUACCAAAGUAGCGAAAAGGACUGAAUUUGGAAUUCCAUCUUUGGCGCUGAAAAUUGGGUAUUCUGUCAGAAAAUGCAUUGGGAUUGAAAGAGGUUUAUGUUUGCGGAAGGGUGACCUGAAAAGAAAUGAUAUACUGUUAGGUUUUUUGUCGAUUUUGGAUUUGGAGUGGAGCGUCAGAAUCUCAUCUAAUGCAUUAGCUACUCUGCAAUCUAGAAAACUCAAUUCCGUUGAUUUACUUCCAAUUACUGGUGAUUUGAUCAAAUUGAGCAAGUUCUUAGAAUUUAUGAUCGGAGAAACUAAGAAUGACAUGAAAAGAGAAAAGAGUUUUCAAAAUUGGAGUAAACUAGCAUCACUCACCUUGAGCCGUAUCAUUCUUUUCAAUAAAAGAAGAUCAGGAGAAGCUGCAAGAAUGAGAGUUGAGAACUACACUAACAGACCGGCAUGGCAAAGUCAAAGUGUAGCAGAAAUGAGAGAAUCUUUGACGGAAUUUGAAAAUCAGUUAGCUAGUGCCUUAACGGUUGUAGAAAUAGUAGGAAAGCGAGGAAGAAAAGUACCAGUCUUGCUCACUGAAGAAAUGAAAGAAUCUAUCGAUUUUCUACUGGCAACUCGUAUAGAAGUGGGAGUGCCCGAGGGAAAUCCUUUCGUGUUUGCACGGUUAGGUGAAUUACAUUCCUAUAUGAGAGGCCACGAUUGCAUAAAAAAAUGGUGUUCUGAAGCAAACUUAGAGUCGCCAGAAACGAUAACAAGUACAAAGUUAAGAAAGUACGUAGCUACCGUUUGUCAAGUUUUCAAUCUCAAAGAGAACGAGUGUGAUUGGCUAGCGAGACAUUUGGGUCACGAUAUUAGGGUCCAUCGUGAAUUCUACCGUCUCCAUGAAAAUACAGUUGAGCUAACCAAAGUCAGCAGGUUGCUUUUGGCAGUUGACCAAGGAAAAGCACAUACAUUUGCUGGAAAAUCUCUAGAGGAUAUUCAAGUACAAGAUUUGCCACCUAUAGAAGAAGAUCCGCCUGAUUUAGAUGGAAAUGAUGAAGCUGAUGAUGAAAGCAAUGAAGGAAUUCUAAGGGUCAGUGCUGGGGAUUCAGCAAACAAAAUGGAAAUAGAAUUACCAUCAGAACCAUCACUUGAAAAAGCGAAACAAAAACCUAAAACCACCAAACCAAAAAGGACGAAGAGGGAGGCAGCUCUAGGAAGAGUUCCGUGGAAUCAUUCUGAGAAGGAAGUUUUGUUGAACGAAUUCAAAAUUGGAAUAAAAAGAGGAAUCGUACCAGGAAAGGCUAAGUGUACGAUGAUAAAACAUGAUCAUGACAAUAUACUCAGCAGUAGAUCAUGGACUGAUAUUAAAUUUUUCGUUAAGAAUGUAAUAACAAGAAAUAAGAAAAAUCGAAACUGA
This is a messenger RNA of Phaedon cochleariae (mustard beetle), 1947 nucleotides long. NCBI's taxonomy places the organism in Eukaryota, Metazoa, Arthropoda, Insecta, Coleoptera, Chrysomelidae. The record is from the annotation of a GenBank genome assembly.